UUUUAGUUGCAGCUGAUUUGCUGUGCUGUUUUAAAAGGUCGUUUUGUCAAAAAAAUAAAUGGUUAUAUCUAAAUAAUAAAUAAAUUCACAAUGUUAUUGAUAUUAAUUGUGUGAACAAUAUUUGCAUCUAAUAUUUGUUUAUAAAUUUUAACAAUUUUUUAUCGUUUAGCGUAGCGUGAAAAGCAGAACAAAGUUGUUUGUUAAUCAAAAACGUAUACACAAUAUUCACACGUCUUUGUUGCUGAGAUCGAACUGAACAGUUCCAGCUUUUGUUUGUGACGCAUUCAAUUUCACCCACCGUUUAAAGUCGUGAAUGGAUUUUAUUUAUAUUCUAAUUAAGCAAUUCAACUAAUUGCGUAAAAAGUUAUUUCAGGGAAAAAAAUUUAAUAGUGGGACAGUAAGAAGUGACCACGGCGUUCCUUAAAAAUAAGCCUGGCCUCCACCGGUGACUCAUCGGGAGACGACGGUGCAGGGCCGCCGCGUAAAAAGUCCCGAAAAAAUAGUAGCAACGGCAGCACGAGUUGCAGUUGCACGGACACUAUGCAGCAACCAGCAUCAAACGGCUGUGUGCGUAACGGGUCAACGGUGGAAGAAGCCUGUACCAACGGCACUGUAUCGGAAGCAAAUGGUCAUAUUGAACAAAAUGAUGGAUCUGAAUUGGGUCCUUCGGUUAUAUUGGAUAAAACAGAUCAAGAUAUUGUCCGAUUGAUUGGUCAACAUCUCAAAUCAAUCGGAUUUAAUCGGACAGCAGAAUUGUUGAUGAUCGAAUCGGGAUGUCGUCUGGAUCAUCCAUCUGCAGCCAAAUUUCGUCAACAUGUUAUGGACGCUGAUUGGACAAAAGCUGAUCAUGAUCUUCAGGAGUUAAAGCCAUUGUUGGAUAAUUCCAGCAAUAGUUUAGUGGAAAUGAAAUUUUUACUUUUGGAACAAAAGUAUUUGGAACAUUUAGAAGAUGGUCGUGUGUUUGAUGCGUUACAUGUACUUCGUAAUGAAUUAACUCCACUCCAACACGAUACUGCACGAGUUCAUCAAUUAUCCAGUUACAUGAUGUGCUCCAAUACUCAAGAAUUACACGCGCGUACCAAUUGGGAUGGAAAAGGAGUUAAGUCGCGCACAAUUCUUAUGGAUAAAUUACAAGCAUAUCUACCUCCAAGUAUAAUGCUCCCACCUCAUAGAUUACGGGAAUUAUUAAAUCAAGCAGUUGAACUUCAAGCACAACGGUGCACUCUACAUAAUACUGCAAUCCCUACGAAUUUGUGGAAUGUCAGUUUAUUAAUUGAUCACUGCUGUCCUAAGGAUCAAUUCCCGAGUUAUCCGAUUCAAAUAAUUAACGAACAUUCUGAUGAGGUAUGGUUUUGUAAAUUUUCACCUGAUGGAGCAAAAUUAGCAACAGGAUCUAAAGACACAAAUGUUAUGAUUUGGGAUGUUGAUCCCGAAACUUGCACUGUUACACAUCGUAAAACAUUGGAAGGGCAUUCAUAUGGUGCAGCAUUUUUGGCUUGGAAUCCAGAUUCGAUACAUUUAAUUGCUUGCGGGCCAGAGGACAGUCCAGAAGUUUGGUUGUGGAAUAUUGAAACCGAUAAAUUACUUAAAGUUUCUCAAUCACCAGAAGAUGUUUUAACAUGUUGUUCCUGGAACAAAGAUGGGACCAAAUUUGUCGUUGGUGGUAUCCGGGGACACUUUUAUCAAUGUGAUAUGGACGGUAACGUUUUGGAUAGUUGGGAAGGUGUACGCGUUAAUAGUCUAUGGUGCAGAGAUGACGGCAAAACCGUGCUUGCCGCUGAUACUCAUCAUAGAAUUCGAAGUUACAAUUUUGACGAAUUAACUGAUUGUAACAUACUUCGUGAAGAAAAUUCAGUAAUGUCGUUCACUGUUGAUUCUGAGGAUCGUUUAGCCUUAGUCAACGUUGCUGCACAAGGUUUGCAUUUAUGGGAUUUGCGUAGUCGAUCUCUAGUACGUCGUUUCCAAGGAGUCGUACAAGGCCAUUUUACUAUACAUUCAUGUUUUGGUGGUGUUAACCAAGAUUUUAUUGCGAGUGGAAGUGAAGAUAAUCGAGUUUACAUAUUUCACGUUCGUCGAGAAGUUCCAGUAUGUACAUUAACUGGGCAUACACGUACAGUAAACUGUGUUUCAUGGAAUCCCGUCCACCCGCACAUGUUAGCAUCUGUAUCUGAUGAUUGCUGUAUUCGAAUUUGGGGUCCUAAGCAUUUAAUGCCGAAAGGUUCACAAGCAACAAACGAUGCGAAUUCUUCAGGUCCAUGGCAUGAAAUGGUAUCGUAGUAGAUUUAAAUAUCUACAACUCAUCUUUGAAAAUGAAAAAACGGAACAGGAAGAUGAAUAUUUUACAGUAAUUUAAGAAAACAAGAAAAUGAAAACUAUAAUACAGUAUACUUACUACUCAUCAAUCUGUGGUACAUUUAAGUACCGUGCAAUCAAAAAAUAAUUAUGAAUGAAAAAAAAUGCCUUUUGAGUGAAUUGCAAUAUAUAAUUAAUUUAUAUAAAUACACGGUUGUGCGCUACACAUUAUGAUGGCGUUAAUGUGACCAUUAUUAAAUAAAAAUAUAAUAUAUAAAAAAAGGAUGCAAGAAAUAUUUACCGUUUACAAAUAAUAUUUAAAAGAAAAUAGCCGGUUCACAACUUUAUCAAGCAAUAUUUACGUGUGUGUUCGGCGGCCAUCUUGUUACAUACAAUGAACUUAAAAAAAUACGUGGUUUUACAUUUUAAAAAAUCUACAUUUACGUAAAUGUAGUAUGUAAUGUUAAAUUUCAGUCGAUUAAAGAAAAAAUAUUUAAAAACGAAACAAUUAAAUAUAAAUAUUUCAAACCU
Molecule: messenger RNA, 2823 nt
Organism: Chrysoperla carnea
Lineage: Eukaryota; Metazoa; Arthropoda; Insecta; Neuroptera; Chrysopidae
Product: WD repeat-containing protein 26
Exons: 8
Coding region: 541-2277 (578 amino acids)
Biological process (GO): proteasome-mediated ubiquitin-dependent protein catabolic process
Cellular component (GO): GID complex
Molecular function (GO): protein binding
Source: RefSeq, a predicted model, not a curated record